AUGUCCAAUGAAAGUAGCGGAUCAGAGAACAAGUCUGAGCCCAAAAGAUCCAAGAUUUGUUCCGUGUGCAAUGACACCUCCAAGAACUUUCAUUUGAACUACGGUGCUCCCACUUGUUCGAGUUGUCGGGCCUUUUUCCGACGAGCCCAUCGUCGAACUGUCUCGUCUGAAUUGGUUUGUCAAUUCGGAAAUUCGUGUCAGAUCACUCCCGAAACCAGGCGAAACUGCUCCAAAUGUCGAUUCGAUCAGUGCAUCAAUGUUGGGAUGAAAGUUUCAUUGGUAUUGGAUGAAGGUCAGAAACAAGAGCGUUUCCGUCGAAGUCUCAGGAAGAAGCAAGGAGAUCAACCCAAGCUGUCCACCUUGUCUCGAUCUAGUUCGUUCAAAGAACCCUCAAGCAGUGUUUCAAGCUCCGAGGAUCGGGCUGAUGACGAUGAAGAUGGUUCUGGAAACAACUCAUUGAUGAAUGAUGGCUUCACCGUAACCUCCCACGGGUUCUAUUGUCCGGAUCUUGGAUCACGAGGUGUGGAACGAAUUUUUCCAGCCCAGACCUUAUGGCCGAAAGGACCUGCUGAUAGAAACCUACACGAGUUAUGGGGAAAGCUAAUCCAAGAGGUCAAGAUCAAUCCCAUAUUUGAGGCCGGCCUUGUCCAAUUCCACUUAGCCGGAGUCGCCUUGUCGGAGGUGACUUUUUUCAAGCAUAUGGCCACGUUGCGUCAGGUGUUUUUGGAAUUCGCUCUCAAUGCAUACUGGAUGUUGGACCAACACCACACGCUACUUAAUCAAAUGAUUGCUAAACAAUCAAGAGUAUUUCUGUUGUGUAUUCUGGCCAAGUAUUUCACAGCCGACUACGGAUCCCACCAGAUUGCUUGGUUAACUCUUGGACGACAUUCUGUGGCGGUUCCCUUGGUCACCCUGGCCCAAUGGAAGGGAUCAGUUCGUAUCUUCCAGAAUGAGUCGUUCUCCCAACGAUUCCAGGUUUUGGCCAUUCAGCUCAAGAACUUCUGUAAGUUUCCUCAGUCGUUGCCGGAGCUAGCAUGGAGUUGCUUGAAUGUUCAUGCCAUGCACCCUUACAAGGCCAGUUUGGAUCAAUUGGGAGCUUUUGAAUUCUUGGAUGAUUUGCCAUCUCCCCAACUCUCAAUAAUGGGAUCAACCACGUUGACCCUCAACGAGCGGGAUUGGAUAAAGUCGCACCUCAAACUUAUUCGGACAAGUAUUGCAAAGAUCCCCUUUGAGGGUAAGUUAGUUGAGGACUUGUUCAUUAUAGGAUAUAAAGGCACACCCAUGGAGUUGAAGAGCGCUUGGCACCUCAUGGGAAUUUGGUCCCAACGUACGCUACUGAUUCUACAACAAUUUGACAUGUUCCGUGAACUCUCACUCCAAGAUCAGGUUGUUAUCUGGGAGACAAGUUUCAUUCCCUUUUACAGUGUCAUUUGUUCCAAAGUUGUCAGCCUGGACUUGUUGGUAGAUCAACUGCAAUUCCAAGCAGCCACCCUGGACCGUCCUCAUUUGUUAGAAUUGUGCGCCCCGAUGCGACUGGAAGAGAUCAAGUCACCAAAUGUGAAGGAGUUUUCAGUCAAAUCCCCGUUCCUCUCCCAAGAGGCUGCACGAAGAAUGGAUCAAAUCCACAUGGAUAUGGAAAUUUUCAUCAAGGAUGAUUUGGCGUUUGCGUUGUCCCUGCUCUCCACUUUGUUUUUGUCAGCAACCCGUAAGAUUCCAAUCACCCAGAUGGGACGUCAAGGCUUUGCCUUCCAAAAUCUACUCGCCAAACUUCUUUGUGAACGAGCUGGAGAUAACUUGGUGAUAGAAAGCAGUUUUUAUCAGAACAUCAAUGAGCUGGCGGACUUGAUUCAAUCCGCAGCCCUUUAGAAUCAAUGUGGAGCAAUCAUGUCGGAUAAUGUCUGUUAUCAAAUCUAUGUAAUUAAAGCAUAAUAUGCAGUGAAUAAAUCUUUGAUCUUUUGAUGUC
This is a messenger RNA of Tigriopus californicus, 1963 nucleotides long. RefSeq names its product nuclear receptor subfamily 6 group A member 1-like. The transcript has a single exon. NCBI's taxonomy places the organism in Eukaryota, Metazoa, Arthropoda, Copepoda, Harpacticoida, Harpacticidae. The record is from RefSeq and is a predicted model, not a curated record. Gene Ontology annotation, biological process: negative regulation of transcription by RNA polymerase II; cell differentiation; positive regulation of transcription by RNA polymerase II. The coding region runs from base 1 to 1866 and encodes 621 amino acids. Gene Ontology annotation, molecular function: nuclear receptor activity; zinc ion binding; RNA polymerase II cis-regulatory region sequence-specific DNA binding.